CCCACCCAUCGCGGGUUGGCCUGGACGAUAACGGUCGGGAGGCAGCAUCAUGUCGGGCGGCUUGCCCGCCGAAUACUUGGGUCGUCGGGGUCCCAAGCGCAAACUCGAAACUGAGCGGGCUAAAGCGGCCGCCGCGGCCGCCGGUCUGCUGGCCGCCGCCUCCGGUGGGUCCAGCGGCGGCCAUGGCCACACGGCUGGGGCGGGAGUCCACGAGACGGGUGGCCAUAACAAGAGCUCGCACCACAAGGGCGAGCUGUCCACGCCCUCGUUGGGCACGCAUCAAUUCCCCAAGGAGCACCCGUUCAACCGAGAUGGCUAUCGGUACAUCCUGGCCGAAGCUGACCCGCACGCCCCUUUUCGAAAGGAGUUUGACGAGUCGGUGGAUUUAGCGGGCAAACCCAUUCCGGGCUUCCUCUGUCGUGUGCUCACUCCGCCCAUAAUCUUGCUCGCCAUGCACGAUCGCGCCCCGCAAAUCAGCAUCAACGACGACCGCCUUACCAUGACGGGUUACAAAUUCUAUUGCACCGUGCGGGCUAAUCAUAGUGUGAAUCAAGGGUGCUGGUACUUCGAAACCAAGAUCCUGGACUUUCCCGACGGCGCGGCCACCCGCAUUGGCUGGGCCCAACGCUAUGCCAAUCUUCAGGCCCCGUUGGGUUUCGACAAGUUCGGAUAUUCUGUGCGCUCCCGCAAAGGCACCAAGUUCCACGAAGCCAUUGGCCGACACUACUCGAGCGGAUAUCAGGCCGGCGAUGUGAUCGGUUGCUUGAUCGACAUGCCGGAGAAGCAAACGCGCGAUCUCAUCCCAAGUUCGUACAAGGACAAGCCGCUCAUCAAGUUCAAGUCUCAUUUUUACUUCGAGGAGAAGGACGGUAUUAAAGAAGCGCAGAAGACACUCAAACCGCUGCCCGGAGCGUCCAUUACGUUUUUCAAGAACGGUGAGAGCUUGGGCCAGGCUUUCACCGACAUAUAUGAGGGCGACUAUUUUCCCGCCAUAUCGUCGUUCCGGUGUGCCAAGGUCAAGGCCAAUUUCGGACCCAAGUUCAAAUUCCCACCCAAAGGGCAUCCGGGAGUGCGGCCUUUAUCGGCCCGGGCUGAAGCCAUGGCCGUGGAGCAAAGUCUGGCGGAUAUGCGCUUUUUCGCGGAGAAGGACGGGGCACUCAGUUUGGACACAUGCAUGUUCCCUUCUCCGUGAAAAAGUGCGAUGGAUUAUGACGUGUCGUAUUAUUUGACUGACUGAAUGUAACGCCUAUUCCGAUUUUUCCAA
Molecule: messenger RNA, 1264 nt
Organism: Tigriopus californicus
Lineage: Eukaryota; Metazoa; Arthropoda; Copepoda; Harpacticoida; Harpacticidae
Gene: ash2
Product: set1/Ash2 histone methyltransferase complex subunit ASH2-like
Cellular component (GO): Set1C/COMPASS complex
Molecular function (GO): protein binding; transcription cis-regulatory region binding
Source: RefSeq, a predicted model, not a curated record